GUAUUUCCUGUGUUGGUUGGCAGGAGGAAAAGAAGCAGGCAACACAGAAGUGUAUUUAUUGAGUUGUAUCAAGAAGGCAUUUCAUCAUGAAGAAACAGGACACAGAAGAGUCGUCCGCGCAUGGCAGCGAUGCAGCACCUGGCGCUGGAGAGAUGGAGGGAAGCAAGGCGGCAAAAUACGUUACGGAGACCAGAAGCCCAAAAGACGUUACGGAGACCAGAAGCCCAAAAGAGGUUACAGAGGCUGGCAGCCCUAAAGAGUCAGAGAAGGACACACCUUCACAAGCUGAUGGGGCUGAAAGUGCAGUGGCUGAGACGGUUGCCGUUUCCAACACAGCAGAGUCUGCAGCCCUCCUCACGGUCCCAACUAUAGCAGACCCUGCCCCAGUCCCAGUCUCCACUAUAGCAGACCCUGCCCCCCUCCCAGUCGCCACUAUAUUAGACCCUGCCCCCCUCCCAGUCGCCACUAUAUUAGACCCUGCCCCCCUCCCAGUCUCCACUAUAUUAGACCCUGCCCCCCUCCCAGUCUCCACUAUAUUAGACCCUGCCCCAGUCCCAGUCGCCACCAUAGCGGAGGGGGUGUCUUCUCAGUGUGACAUGGUUGAGGUGCUGAGCCGCCAGCUGGAGGACAUCCUCAACACCUACUGCCUGGAGGACAACGGGGAGGACGGGGUUAACCUGCCCAACGGCCAAUCACACGGCCCCAUGCUCAACGGCCUGGCCAAUGAGAAGGAGCUGGACGUCAAGCCGGAGGAGGUCAAAGUGAAUGCCGGCGGAGCGGAGAAAGUGAAGAGUCAAGAGAAGAAGAAGGUUAAGGGGCUGGGUAAAGAGAUCACCCUGCUGAUGCAGACCCUGAACACUCUGAGUACACCAGAGGAGAAACUGUCAGGCCUCUGUAAGAAGUAUGCUGAGCUGCUGGAGGAUCAGCGGAACAGUCAGAAGCAAAUGCGUGUCCUGCAGAAGAAACAGUCUCAGCUGGUGCAGGAGACGGACCACCUGAGGAAUGAACACAGCAAGGCCAUCCUGGCGCGCAGCAAACUGGAGUCACUCUGUAGGGAGCUGCAGAGGCACAAUCGCACACUCAAGGACGACGGGAUGCAGCGUGCACGUGUGGAGGAGGAGAAGAGGAAGGAGGUGACAUCACACUUCCAGGUGACUCUGUAUGACAUCGAGGCCCAGAUGGAACAACAUAAUGAGAGGAAUGCCAGUCUGAGGCAGGAGAACUCUGAGCUGGCAGAGAAGCUCAAGAAACUCAUCCAACAGUACGAACUACGAGAGGAGCACAUUGACAAGGUGUUCAAGCACAAGGACCUGCAGCAACAGUUGGUGGACGCUAAGCUACACCAGGCUCAGGGCCUGCUCAUAGAGGCAGAGGACCGCCAUCACAGAGAGAAGGACUUUCUGCUGAAGGAAGCAUUAGAGUCUCAGAGGAUGAGUGAGCUGAUGAAGCAGCAAGAGGUGCAUCUCAAACAACAGCUGUCCUUAUACACAGAGAAGUUUGAGGAGUUCCAGAGCACUCUUUCAAAGAGCAAUGAGGUGUUCACCACCUUCAAACAGGAGAUGGAGAAGAUGACGAAGAAGAUCAAGAAGCUGGAGAAGGAGACGACCAUGUAUCGCUCCAGGUGGGAGAGUAGCAACAAAGCCCUGCUGGUCAUGGCUGAGGAGAAAACGCUGCAGGACCGUGAGUUUGACGGCCUCCAGGGGAAGGUAGGGAGGCUGGAGAAGCUUUGCCGGGCACUGCAGAACGAACGCAAUGAGCUCAGCAAGAAGGUCCAGGGCCUGAGCGCCGGCCCCGAGGACGACAGCCCAGGAGAUGAAUCCACCUCCCUCCCCCCCAUAGACUCCCAGGAGCCCAGCCCAGACCCCGACACCACCACCACCCCUAGCUCCCCCACACCCUGCUGCCACUGCGGCCCAGAGUUGGACACUGAGAACCAGGCCUGUGCAGCCCCCCUCACUGCCCAGGAAUGAGACCUCUCGCCUGGGCAACACUGCUCACAGUCUCUCUCCUCUUCACCAACCAACUACCAGCCUGCAAGCCAAGCCACUACUAACGUAGGAGUUAAGAGUGUGGGUCUGUGUCAUUCCCUCCGGAAUAAGAUGAAGUUGUCCCCUAACCACAGAUCUAGGAUCAGUUUCGCUAACUAAAACCAAUAGGGCGGUGCAAGAGAACCUGAUCCUGGAUCUGCAGUCAAGUAGCGGCUUCUACUUACUCUGGUUCCUCCUGGAGAGUUGGUGGUGGUCAGUCAGGGAACCUUCUUGAAGGUUCUUAUCCUGCGUUUUGGUCUUUUCUUCUUUUCCGUUCCUUUUGAGAACUCCAGUACACAAUGCGUCCUAAAUGGCUCCCUAUUCUCCAAAUAGUGCGCUAUGUUUGACCAGAGCCCUAUUUUGUAGGUGUGUGCUUGUCUCCAUUGGUCUCUUUCUUUUGUGUGUGUGUGUGUGUCUGUGAGUCAUAUAGAGAUGCAGAUGUAGGACCACAGUUGGACUUCAACCCAGAGCAUGUAGGGAUCACCUUUCAGUUCAAAGAGCGGUGUGUGUGUGUGUGUAUAUCUCUAGGUUGGGGAUAUCUUGAGAAGAGUCACUUUCUUUCAUUAAUUCCGUUAUAGAUGUCCUUGUUUAUCCUAAAGGUCCAGAGAGUGAAUGGAUUAUGUAGAUAUUCUUUAUGAAUCAUGCCCAAUCGGUGGAUCCACACAAAUUACUCUUAAACCAGGUGUGUGUGUAUUCACUAGGAACCAACGGGAAGCAAACAGAGCAAAACAGGGAACUUGUCCAAUAAGAAACGUGUUUUCCGUUGCAAUAUGUUUUGCUACGGUGUGCACUAAUGAGUAGACCCCAAGAAAAGAGGAAAUAGUCUUGUGGUUAUGGUUUGUUUCUUUAUAUCAUACGUUGUUGCACAGACAGCACAGCAGAGUUUGUAGACUGUAUUUGUUUGAUAUUAUCUGAGUUAUUUUAACACUUGUGUAUCUAACGGAGAAACACCACUAUAUAUAUAUAUAUAUAUAUAUAUAUAUAUAAAUAUAUAAAAUCAGUCUUAUUUUCUUAAUUGUUAAGUAAUUUAGAUGUUUUUGUUUUUACCUCCUGGCUGCGUUCGUUUACUAAUUUGACGUUCGUCAUCAUUCCCACAAUAUGCAUGUAUCCAUUCCACACACUCAUAUUCCUUGUUUUCAAUUUCAUUCUACAACAUUUGAUCCAAUGGAAAUGUUUUACUAUUUUUUUCAUGCUGGCUUUCCUUGUGAUCAUGAUAACUAAUGUUUAAGAUGUAAGAUUCCAUCAACACUGAAACAGAUAUUGAAAUGUGCUGACCAAGGUGGGUGAGAAUAUGUAUCUUAACAAGAUUGUUGCAUCCCAACUCGGAUAGUUUUGUUUCGUUAAUCAGGUGCAGUAAUAAAAUGUUUAAACUGAUAUUUCUUUGCAACCCCAGCCUCGCUAUUUAGUUCUGUGGCAGUUUGAUUUGACAAGCACUUAACUGAGAAUGUAUUAUCCCCUCCCUUCCUCGACACACACUGUCCUGGGGUGUAUUCACUAGGAACCAAACGUUAGGAAACAGGAUGUAACUGGGAGGGACCUAACUGAAUUUAUCCAAUAGAAACUUGUCUUCCGUUGGUUUGAGAAGGCCUACACCAAUGAAUACACCCCAGACGUAAAAACUCAGUUGACCCUAACCACAGAUCUAGGAUCAGAUUACACUAGCCCAUUCCUAACCUUGACCAUUGGGGAGGUGAAACAACUGACCCUGUAUCAGUGAUUAGUGGCAAUGUCUACCUUCUGUGUAAACCGUGUAUUUUCUUUGUACCAUGUGGUGUUCCGGUUGACACGUUUAUGACUCUGGUGCCAGUCGGCGUGAGUUCCCCAUACUGUUUAAAAAAAAUAAAAAAUAAAAACGGCAAGUUGGAACAAGUUUCUUUUCACCAUCAGAGUUAUGUCAGAGGAAGAAUAGAUAAGAUUAUUUCAAUGAAAGUAACUGCAUAAAAUCAACAAACAAAAAAAAUCUGUAGUGUGUCCAUAUUAUCACUUGCUUUGUCUUCCAUGUUUCAGAUUGCAGCAUCGGUCAGGGUCCGGGGGCUGCAGUUUGAAGAAUGCAAUGCUUUAUCUUAUUUCAUUCAUUACUACAGUUUAUCAUAAUCACACAGUUUAUCGUAAUCACAAGACAAACCUUAUUUCCUUUGUCUCCUAAGACUGACUCACUGUCUCUUGAUCCUCGCUGGUUUUAGAGAUUCAGCCGUGUUGAUCAAGUACCAAAUAUUGUGUUUCUCUUGUUUUUGUCCCCCGUUUGUUUUCCUGUACUUUUGUCUUACCCUGUAUACUUAAUUUCUUGCUCAUUAAAAUAUAUACCUGUUA
Molecule: messenger RNA, 4337 nt
Organism: Coregonus clupeaformis (lake whitefish)
Lineage: Eukaryota; Metazoa; Chordata; Actinopteri; Salmoniformes; Salmonidae
Product: alpha-taxilin
Exons: 12
Coding region: 87-1970 (627 amino acids)
Molecular function (GO): syntaxin binding
Source: RefSeq, a predicted model, not a curated record